AUGGGCAACGCGGGGAGCAUGGAUUCGCAGCAGACUGAUUUUAGGGCGCACAGCGUGCCUUUGAAGCUGCCAAUGCCCGAGCCAGGUGAACUGGAGGAGCGAUUUGCCAUCGUGCUGAAUGCUAUGAACUUACCCCCUGACAAAGCCAGGUUACUGCGGCAGUAUGACAAUGAGAAAAAGUGGGAACUGAUUUGUGAUCAGGAACGAUUCCAGGUGAAGAACCCUCCCCAUACUUACAUUCAAAAGCUCAAAGGCUAUCUGGAUCCAGCUGUAACCAGGAAGAAAUUCAGACGGCGUGUUCAAGAAUCCACACAAGUGCUAAGAGAACUGGAAAUUUCUUUAAGAACCAACCAUAUUGGGUGGGUCAGAGAGUUUCUGAAUGAAGAAAACAAAGGUCUUGAUGUUCUGGUGGAAUAUCUGUCAUUUGCGCAGUAUGCAGUAACUUUUGACUUUGAAAGCGUGGAAAGCACUGUGGAGAGCUCGGUGGACAAAUCAAAGCCCUGGAGCAGGUCUAUUGAGGACCUGCACAGAGGGAGCAACCUGCCCUCCCCUGUGGGCAGCAGUGUAUCCCGCUCGGGAAGACAUUCUGCACUGAGGUAUAAUACUUUGCCAAGCAGAAGAACCCUGAAAAAUUCAAGAUUAGUGAGUAAAAAAGAUGACGUGCAUGUCUGUAUCAUGUGUUUACGUGCCAUCAUGAAUUAUCAGUAUGGUUUCAACAUGGUCAUGUCUCAUCCACAUGCUGUCAAUGAGAUUGCACUAAGCUUGAACAACAAGAAUCCAAGAACAAAAGCCCUUGUCUUAGAAUUGUUGGCAGCCGUUUGUCUUGUCAGAGGCGGGCAUGAAAUCAUUUUAUCAGCAUUUGACAACUUUAAGGAGGUUUGUGGAGAAAAACAGCGCUUUGAGAAGUUGAUGGAACAUUUCAGGAAUGAGGACAAUAACAUAGAUUUUAUGGUGGCCUCUAUGCAGUUUAUUAAUAUUGUAGUCCAUUCAGUAGAAGACAUGAAUUUCAGAGUUCACCUCCAGUAUGAAUUUACCAAGUUAGGCCUGGACGAAUACUUGGACAAGCUGAAACACACCGAGAGUGACAAGCUGCAGGUACAGAUUCAGGCUUACCUGGACAACGUGUUUGACGUGGGGGCUCUGCUAGAAGAUGCCGAAACCAAGAAUGCAGCCUUGGAGAGGGUGGAGGAACUGGAAGAAAACAUCUCUCAUUUGUCUGAAAAACUGCAAGACACGGAGAAUGAAGCCAUGUCCAAGAUCGUGGAACUGGAAAAGCAGCUCAUGCAGAGGAACAAGGAGCUGGAUGUUGUUCGAGAAAUCUACAAAGAUGCAAAUACCCAGGUUCACACAUUAAGGAAAAUGGUCAAAGAGAAAGAAGAAGCCAUUCAAAGACAGUCUACCCUGGAAAAAAAGAUUCAUGAGCUGGAGAAACAAGGGACCAUUAAAAUUCAGAAGAAAGGGGAUGGGGACAUUGCCAUACUGCCAGUCGUGGCUUCUGGCACAUUGCCCACGGGAUCUGAAGGGGCCGCGGGUAACUUUGUGGGACCAAUAACGGGGCCUGCCUCCUCGGGACCCUUGCCCCCUCCUCCACCACCACUACCUCCAUCGUCAGAUGCACCUGAAGCAGUGCAAAAUGGUCCAGUCACACCACCUAUGCCACCGCCCCCUCCACCACCUCCCCCACCUCCCCCGCCCCCUCCGCCCCCUCCUCCUCUCCCGGGUCCUGCAGCGGAGACUGUGCCAGCUCCUCCUUUACCACCCCCCUCCCCCUCUGCACCCCCACUGCCCGGGACGUCUUCACCCACGGUGGUUUUCAACUCAGGAUUAGCAGCUGUGAAAAUUAAGAAGCCAAUCAAGACGAAAUUCCGAAUGCCGGUUUUUAACUGGGUUGCCCUGAAGCCAAAUCAGAUCAACGGCACAGUCUUCAACGAAAUUGAUGACGAGCGAAUUCUGGAGGAUUUAAAUGUAGAUGAAUUUGAGGAAAUAUUUAAGACAAAAGCCCAAGGUCCUGCCAUUGAUCUUUCUUCAAGCAAACAGAAGAUCACACAGAAGGGAUCAAACAAAGUGACGUUACUUGAAGCCAACAGGGCCAAAAAUCUUGCCAUAACUUUAAGGAAAGCCGGAAAGACCGCCGAUGAGAUAUGUAAAGCUAUUCAUGUGUUCGACUUGAAGACGUUGCCUGUGGACUUCGUGGAAUGUUUGAUGAGGUUCUUGCCAACGGAGAACGAGGUGAAGGUGCUUCGGCUCUAUGAGCGGGAAAGGAAGCCCCUGGAACACCUGUCGGAUGAAGACCGGUUCAUGAUGCAGUUCAGUAAAAUCGAGAGGCUCAUGCAGAAGAUGACCAUCAUGGCCUUCAUUGGGAACUUUGCUGAAAGCAUUCAGAUGCUGACUCCUCAACUGCACUCAAUUAUAGCAGCAUCUGUCUCUAUAAAGUCGUCCCAAAAACUCAAGAAAAUUCUGGAGAUCAUCUUGGCCCUUGGGAACUACAUGAAUAGCAGUAAACGAGGAGCAGUUUAUGGAUUUAAACUUCAGAGUUUAGAUCUGCUCUUAGAUACCAAGUCAACAGACCGAAAGCAAACACUGUUGCACUAUAUCUCCAAUGUGGUCAAAGAAAAAUAUCACCAGGUGUCCCUGUUUUAUAAUGAGCUUCAUUAUGUGGAGAAAGCUGCUGCAGUCUCCCUUGAGAAUGUUUUACUGGACGUCAAGGAGCUGCAGAGGGGCAUGGACUUGACCAAAAGGGAGUACACCAUGCACGACCACAAUACGCUGCUGAAGGAGUUCAUCCUCAGCAACGAGGGGAAACUCAAGAAGUUGCAGGACGACGCCAAGAUCGCACAGGACGCCUUCGAUGAUGUGGUGAAGUACUUUGGAGAAAACCCCAAGACAACGCCACCCUCCGUCUUCUUUCCUGUCUUUGUCCGGUUUGUGAAAGCCUAUAAGCAAGCUGAGGAGGAAAACGAGCUGAGGAAGAAGCAGGAACAAGCACUAAUGGAGAAACUUCUGGAGCAGGAAGCCCUGCUGGAGCAGCAGGAUCCAAAGUCUCCUUCCCACAAAUCCAAGAGGCAGCAGCAAGAAUUAAUUGCAGAAUUAAGAAGGCGACAAGUUAAAGAUAAUAGACACGUAUACGAAGGAAAAGAUGGUGCCAUUGAAGAUAUUAUCACAGCUUUAAAGAAGAAUAAUAUCACUAAAUUUCCAAAUGUUCACUCGAGGAUCUUAGAAACCAACCAUACAGACGAGCCGAUGCGGUGAGGAGAAGUGUCAGGCGGCGCUUUGAUGAUCAGAACUUGCGUUCUGUUAAUGGUGCCGAAAUAACCAUGUGAACCUGAGACCUGCCUGUAUGAAUAGAGGGUGUGCGUGAAUGAAACUGUCCACGUGAAUUUUAUGUGCUACCAUUUAACUGCAGCCUUGAACAUAGAUAAAAUAUUCUAAGGGCUCAGAUUUAGCAAACACAUAGGAAUUUAAAAAUGAUGGGCUCUCUCAACCUUUGUUAACAAGUGCCUAUAAAGUGGAAGUACCUGCUCAGAUUAAUCAAAGCAAUAGGGUUUGAUUUGAUUACGUAUCUUUUUACACCAGUAUGUUAUUUAAUUUUUUUAACUAAAAUAGAAAUUUCAUAUUAUAUUCAUUACCUGCCAUUGUGAUUGUCCCAUGAUGGCCCACCCUGGUUUCCUGAUAAGUUGUAAAUAACACGGAUGCAUCUGCUGUGGGCAUCCUUUGCUGAGAUGUCUUUUAAGUACUUAAUUUUGUGUUUCAACCAUACCCAUCAACUUUCUCUAUUUUUAAGGGCUUGCAACAUAGAAGAAGGAAAAAGUCAUGCCAUAAACUCUUUCUGUCUAUAACCAAGCCCCAGCAAAGUACAAACAGGAUGCAGUUGCAGAGGUACACAAGUCAGUCAGCUCUUGUUUCAUGUCCUACUUCUGUGCUGGGGUACGAUGCCCUGGGGGAGACAUUCAUUGGUAUGAAUGAAUGCAAGGAUACGAUGGCAUACGGAUGUUGUACAAGACUUAUUGGCAGUACUGUGUUCUUCAGCUAGAGGCAGCUUUUUAAAAAUACUGCAGAUGUGUUUAUUAGCACUAAAAUUAACAUCUCAGUAAUCAGUAUUAGGAUUUCUGAGGACCAUUAUUGGUCAAUCCUGAGAACAGAAAUCAGUGCCUUGCUAGCCAGGGAGAAGUUCACUAGCUCUAUCAACAAGCAUUCCAGAUUACUUCUGCUAGCAUAGUGUUAGUAACCUGGCCUUAAUUCUCCUCUGACAAUCGCAGGUUUUUGUUUUUUCCUUUUUGUAGAUUGGAGAAGAUAUAUUUGGCAUCACUUACCAAAGCUAAGAAAUUCUCGUAUUUCCCAGGUUACUUUAUGGGAAAUUGCAGUUAAAUUGCUGAAAUACUCACCUUGGGAUUAAGCUUAAAUGGUAUGUAACGGGACUAAACGGCCAACAAAGCCACUGCUGUUUUUCCUUCCUCUCUGGCAGGGCACUCGAUCCAUUCCAAAGUCGAAAACUGGACUGAAGCUAAUUUGUACUUUUCAUAAUAUACAUUCUGCUUCUGGCUUACCUUCUUGGUACAUUACAUCAAUAUAUUAAUUGUAAAGAUUAUUGUAUAGUAUUUAACCACUGAAUUUCUUAUUUUAUGUUGUGCUCAUGUGAACUCCUUGGUGAAGGUCCCAUUUUCCUUGGAUAAUGUGUAGUUAUAUAUCUCUUUUUAAAUGUACAGAUAUUUUGCUAUAAAAUUGGUGCAGUUUUUUUAUGGUUUUUACACUUCUCUUUAAUUCCCACCUAAGCCUCUGGGUAAUAUUGUAAAUAUUGUUUAAAAAUGCAUCAGCCUAUGCUAUACAAUCUGAAUGUUAUUUUAACUUAUAGUUUUUUUUAAUAUAUAUAUUUAACUACAAGGACAGCUUAGGGAUCAGUUACCACAUUUCACUUUAGCGUAUCUAUUUACAGAAAAAUUAAACUGCCACCUGCUAGCACAUUUUCAUAAAUGUGUACUUUAAAAAGAACAUGCCAAGAUUUUGUCUGUUGACUCACCAUUCAUUUUGAUGAAAAAACCAAUUUGACCAUGAGAUGUAACACAAAUAGCUGGUUCUUUACCACAAGCAGCUGUUUUCCAAAGCUCAGUGCUGAUGGACAUACAUGUUAAAAUUAUUGCCUAUUUAUUAAUCGACAAAUAGACAGCAAUGUUGGCAUGUUCUUUUGUUUUGUCUCUUAAUGGGUCUGCUUCUUAGCAAUAUUAGAAAUGUUUUAUAAAAGCAGUUCAUGUUACUUUUCUGGUCUUUUCAUGGCAUUUGAGCAAAUAAACUAUUUACACUACUA
Molecule: messenger RNA, 5299 nt
Organism: Vicugna pacos (alpaca)
Lineage: Eukaryota; Metazoa; Chordata; Mammalia; Artiodactyla; Camelidae
Gene: FMNL2
Product: formin like 2
Biological process (GO): cell migration; cortical actin cytoskeleton organization; regulation of cell shape
Cellular component (GO): cytosol
Molecular function (GO): actin filament binding; small GTPase binding
Source: RefSeq, a predicted model, not a curated record